Zootoca vivipara (common lizard) is the source of this 9335-nucleotide messenger RNA. The record is from RefSeq and is a predicted model, not a curated record. NCBI's taxonomy places the organism in Eukaryota, Metazoa, Chordata, Lepidosauria, Squamata, Lacertidae.
AUGGCGGGCCGGGGCGGAGGUCUAUUGCACUUAGCUUUAUCUUCAUUCUUCUUGUUAUUUUUGUUGUGGCGGCGCGGGGCGGAGGCGGCGCACAUUAAGAAAGCGGAGGCUGCGGCCUCCACGGAGCCCUCGGCUGCCGGCGGCGCGGUGGCGACGCGCUACCUGGACGAAGCGGAGCUGGGGGCGUCGCUGCGUCGCUUGGCGGAGGACGAGGCCCCUCGCGGCUUGGCCCGGCUCUUCUCCAUCGGCCGCUCGGGCGAAGGCCGGGAGUUGUGGGUGCUGCGCCUCAGCGCCGACCUGCCGGAGCCCGGCGGCCGGAGCGGCGACGUCGGCGACCCGGUGGGCGGACCCCCUAUCCCGGGCCGCCCGCAAGUCAAGCUGGUGGCCAACAUGCACGGCGACGAGGCCCUGGGCAGGGCCCUGGUGGUCCGCCUGGCCCGCGAGCUGGUUGCAGGGUGGCUGCGCGGGGAGCCCCGGGCGCAGCGCCUCCUCAACGCCACCGACCUCUACCUCAUGCCCAGCCUCAACCCGGACGGCUUCGCCCGCGCCGAGGAGGGCGACUGCGGCGCCGAGCAGGACGCCUCCGGGAGGGAGAACGCCAGGGGGAAAGACCUCAACCGCAGCUUCCCGGACCAGUUCGGGGCAGCCCAGCCGGACCUGGCCAACGUCCCCGAAGUGCGCGCCCUCAUGGAGUGGAUGCGGCGCAACCGCCCUCCCUCCAGCCUUUCUUAUUGGAUCUUUUGCCCCCUUCCUCUUUCCUAUUGGCUGUUUGCCGUCUUCUCCGAUUGGCGCGCUGCCCUGCUCCCUCCUCGCCAAUCGAGUGUCGAGUUACCUCAGCGAGCACUUUUCCUCCCCUCAGCGGCGGCGAGCGAGCGGCCUGUCACAUCUGAGGCGGCGAUGGCGGGCCGGGGCGGAGGUCUAUUGCACUUAGCUUUAUCUUCAUUCUUCUUGUUAUUUUUGUUGUGGCGGCGCGGGGCGGAGGCGGCGCACAUUAAGAAAGCGGAGGCUGCGGCCUCCACGGAGCCCUCGGCUGCCGGCGGCGCGGUGGCGACGCGCUACCUGGACGAAGCGGAGCUGGGGGCGUCGCUGCGUCGCUUGGCGGAGGACGAGGCCCCUCGCGGCUUGGCCCGGCUCUUCUCCAUCGGCCGCUCGGGCGAAGGCCGGGAGUUGUGGGUGCUGCGCCUCAGCGCCGACCUGCCGGAGCCCGGCGGCCGGAGCGGCGACGUCGGCGACCCGGUGGGCGGACCCCCUAUCCCGGGCCGCCCGCAAGUCAAGCUGGUGGCCAACAUGCACGGCGACGAGGCCCUGGGCAGGGCCCUGGUGGUCCGCCUGGCCCGCGAGCUGGUUGCAGGGUGGCUGCGCGGGGAGCCCCGGGCGCAGCGCCUCCUCAACGCCACCGACCUCUACCUCAUGCCCAGCCUCAACCCGGACGGCUUCGCCCGCGCCGAGGAGGGCGACUGCGGCGCCGAGCAGGACGCCUCCGGGAGGGAGAACGCCAGGGGGAAAGACCUCAACCGCAGCUUCCCGGACCAGUUCGGGGCAGCCCAGCCGGACCUGGCCAACGUCCCCGAAGUGCGCGCCCUCAUGGAGUGGAUGCGGCGCAACCGGUUUGUGCUUUCCGGGAACCUGCACGGGGGAUCUGUUGUUGCAAGCUAUCCAUUUGAUGACUCCGCUGUGCACAAGACCUCUGGGGUGUACAGCAAAUCUGCUGAUGAUGAAGUAUUCAGGUAUUUGGCAAAGGCUUAUGCAUCAAACCAUCCAAUAAUGAAAACCGGCAUCCCAAACUGCCCUGGGGAGGAAGAAGAAACUUUCCAAGAUGGCAUCACCAAUGGUGCUCAGUGGUACGACGUGGAAGGUGGCAUGCAGGAUUAUAACUACUUGUGGGCCAAUUGCUUUGAAGUCACCUUUGAGCUUUCCUGCUGUAAAUACCCACCAGCUUCGCAGCUUGAGAAGGAAUGGGAGAAUAACCGGGAAUCUCUUCUCGCCUUCAUUGAAAAAGUUCACAUUGGAAUCAAAGGGUUUGUGAGGGAUUUGGUGACUGGGGCUGGCUUGGAAAAUGCAACUAUUGCUGUGGCUGGGAUUGAUCACAACAUCACAACUGACUGGUUUGGUGACUAUCACAGACUGCUGGUGCCUGGGACCUACAACAUCACAGCUGCUGUCAUGGGCUACCUGCCUGUCACCAAAGUGAAUGUAGAAGUCAAGGAAGGGAAUGCAACUGUUGUGGACUUCUCCUUGCAACCUUCAAUAGCAGUGCCGGCCUCUGACCCAACAUAUGUGCCACUAGCCACCACAGAGUCUGUUACCAACACCACCAACACCACUGAUGCAAAUAGGACAACUUCCUUCCACCAAGCGAUCCAACCAGAGGAAUUCCGCCAUCAUCAUUUCCCUGACAUGGAGAUCUUCCUGAGGAAAUAUGCCACCGAGUACCCAAAUAUUGCUCGCCUCUAUUCAGUUGGCAAGUCGGUGAAGCAGCUGGAAUUGUAUGUCAUGGAAAUAUCUGACAACCCAGGCAUCCACGAAGCAGCUGAACCAGAGUUCAAGUAUAUUGCAAAUAUGCAUGGCAAUGAGGUAGUAGGAAGAGAGCUUCUCCUUAAUCUCAUUGAGUACCUCUGCAAGAACUAUGGCACAGAUCCUGAAGUAACUGACUUGGUCCAAAACACUCGGAUCCACAUCAUGCCAUCCAUGAACCCUGACGGCUACGAGAAAGCCCAUGAAGGAGACAGAUUGGGGAUUGUUGGCAGAAACAACAGCAACAACUAUGACCUGAAUCGGAAUUUCCCUGAUCAGUUCUUCCAGAUCACAGACCCUCCACAGCCAGAGACAUUAGCUGUCAUGAGCUGGCUGAAGACAUACCCAUUUGUGCUUUCUGCAAACUUGCAUGGAGGCUCUUUAGUGGUUAACUACCCCUAUGAUGACAACCAACAAGGAGUUGCGACAUAUAGUAGAUCCCCUGAUGAUGCAGUCUUUCAGAAAAUUGCACUUUCCUAUGCCAAGGAGAAUACACGGAUGUUUGAGGGUCACCCCUGUGCGGACAUGUAUCCUAGCGAGUACUUCCCUCACGGCAUCACCAAUGGAGCUCAGUGGUAUAAUGUUCCAGGUGGCAUGCAGGACUGGAAUUACUUAAACACCAAUUGCUUUGAAGUGACCAUUGAGUUGGGCUGCAUCAAAUAUCCUCAGGCAGAGGAGUUGCCAAAAUACUGGAAGCAGAAUCACAGGUCUCUGCUGCAAUUCAUCAAGCAGGUCCACCAAGGCGUCAAAGGGUUUGUGUUGGAUGCCACAGAUGGACGGGGCAUCUUAAAUGCGACCAUCAGUGUUGCGGACAUUGAUCACCCUGUCUCUACCUAUAAGAGUGGAGACUAUUGGCGCCUGUUGACCCAGGGAACAUACAAAAUUACAGCAUCUGCACGAGGGUAUAAUUCAGAAACUAAGACAGUGAAAGUUGGAGGUAAAGGUGCAGUGCAGGUCAACUUUACUUUGACUCGAAAAGACUCCAAAGUAGAGGAGGGGACAGUACCAGAUAUAAAUAUGGUUGGCCUCAACGGCACAGUCACCAAAGAGUUUGAGACCCUGAUUAAAGACCUCUCAGCAGAGAAUGGCUUGGAGCGCCUCCUGCUGUCGUCAUCGGCAGAUGUCCAGCCUCAUCGCUACCGUUCCUACAAUGAACUCUCUGAGUCUCUUAGAGGCCUCAACUUGAACUAUCGGAAGAUCACGAAUCUCUCUAGCUUGGGCCAAAGUGUUGAGUUUCGUCAUAUCUGGUCCCUGGAAAUCUCCAACAAACCCAAAGAAUCUGAGCCAGAGGAGCCAAAGAUCCGUUUUGUGGCUGGCAUCCAUGGCAACGCCCCUGUUGGCACAGAGCUGCUCUUGGCCUUGGCAGAGUUCCUCUGCAUGAACUACAAAAAGAACCUGGCCAUUACCAAGCUGAUUGACAAUACAAGAAUUGUCAUCGUGCCAUCCCUCAAUCCAGAUGGGCGAGAGAUUGCUCAGGAGAGAGACUGCACUUCAAAGACUGGCCUGACCAACAUUCAUGGCAAAGAUCUGGACACUGAUUUCACAAGCAAUUCCUCUGGGGCAAGAGAACCGGAAACCAAGGCCAUCAUGGACAACCUGAUCCUGAAGCAAGACUUCAGUCUCUCUGUUAACUUGGACGGAGGAUCUCUGCUUGUCACUUACCCCUAUGACAAGCCUGUGCAGACAGUGGAGAACAAAGAGACUCUGAGAUAUUUGGCAUCUGUGUAUGCAAACAACCAUCCCACAAUGCAUUUGGGCCAGCCUAGCUGUCCAAACAAGUCAGAUGAGAAUAUUCCUGGAGGGGUGUUGCUUGGGGCUGAAUGGAACAGUCACCUGGGAAGCAUGAAGGAUUUCAGUCUUUCCUACGGACACUGCCCAGAGAUUACGGUUUACACUGGCUGCUGUUACUUUCCCAGUGCGGGGCAGCUUCCUACCCUCUGGGCAGAGAAUAAGAAAUCUCUUCUCAGCAUGCUAGUGGAGGUUCAUAAAGGAGUCUAUGGGUUUGUCCGAGACAGGCAUGGACAGCCAGUGUUGAAAGCUCAAAUUGUGCUCAACGAAGGGGUAAAAGUCUACACUAAGGAAGGUGGUUAUUUCCAUGUGCUGCUGGCUCCUGGCUACCAUAAGAUCCAUGCUGUAGCGGAAGGCUAUCAGCAGCAGCAUGUCAAGGUCUUGGUUCGCCAUGACAUGGCUAGCUUUCUCCAUGUGCAGUUUGACACGGACAACAAGAUCUUUGGCCUUCCAAGGGAGUUGGUGGUUACGGUAGCAGGCGCUACCAUGACAGCUGUGAUCCUGACAGCCUGCAUCAUCUGGUGUGUGUGUUCCAUCAAGUCCAACCGGCACAAGGACGGCUUCCACCGCCUACGACAGCACCAUGACGACUAUGAGGAUGAGAUCCGCAUGAUGUCCACGGGCUCCAAGAAGUCCUUGCUGAGCCACGAGUUCCAGGAUGAAACGGACACUGAGGAGGAGACACUCUACUCCAGCAAACACUGACCCACCCGGCAGCAGGGAAGUUCCCUGCAGAGACAGAUCCUGCAACACUGAGCAUUUCCUCCCUCAAGCAACAGGCCCAAAACGUGUGUCCUCCCAAACCUUUGCUCUUGGCUCAUGCCAGUUCCUGGUUUAUGCACAAGGAGGGCACCCCACCCCACCCCACUCUCCAGCUGGCUUCUCUUCUAGUCAGGAGUGCAACUGGAAGCCUGGUUGCUUACAAGCCCACUCCAGGGAGGGGAACAACCAAAUGGUUUUGUGGCAUUGCUAGCACUUUGGCAAUGUUUUCCCUAAGCCCAUCUGAGUCUUUUCACUCCAUGCAAUUAUCUAUGAGAAAUUCACUGUAGCUGCCAAGACGUUUGUCUAAACUACUGCUGCUCCAGGAAGUCUUUGGAACCUCUUAUUCUCUUCUGCCUGGGGCAGUGUCAAUUGGUGCAGGGUGUUAGGAAACUGGUCUUUGCUCACUACUUAGAGGAAUUAAGCUCUUCCUUCUGUUAAGAAUGACUUCAGGUUAGGUUAUUUUGGCAGAAGCCUGACUCAUGGUUACCUUUGACUCCUAGCAAGAGAGGAGCGUUGUAUCAAGAUGCAAGAAUCUCUGUCUCCUGUUAAGGCGACAGUUCUUUUGAAAAAUAAAAAAUGUGUUUUGGUUGAGUUCUCUAGCACCAAUCCUGCUUCAAAAGUUCUGAUGUUCACUAUUUGACAAUGUAGACUAGCAAGAGUCUAAUGCUAGCUAGAUUGUGAGCCAGAAUUCCUGGCUUGGAUGCCAAAUGGUCCUUCACAGCUCAUUUUUUGGAUUCAGGCAGCCUUUGUACAAGCAGCCAGACUAGUGGCUUUCGUGACUGUGUAUCUGUAGUCUAGGAAAAUAAUUCCUCCUUGUAAACCUUAUUAAUAUGCAAUUGCUUUGAAAACUCACCAGGCUACUCCUAACCACAAAAAAGACUGGGGGGGGCACCUCCUACUUGAUCCUUCCUUUUUUGAGCACCAAGUCUGUAACUGCAAAUCUGCUUUUCUGCUGAGAUUAGAUUUUGCAAAAAAAAAAAUGUUUCAAUUUGCUGCUUCUCAAAGUAUCUCCAAAAAGGAGAGAGAAUGUUAGUGGGCCUGUUCUGGAUGGGAGGCACUACAGUGGUUAUUCCUCAUGUUGCAUGGUACAAGUCUAGUCUUUCCCCCCCUCUUCAACCACUUGUUUGGAAAUUUCAUUUACGGACUUUGCAUAUAGCUGUUGCAAAGCUGACACACACAAUUACCACAAGCUUCGGGGAAGGGCUGCAACUCAGUGGUAGAGCACCCACUUUUCAUAUAGACAGUUCCAGAUUCAAUCUCCAACAGCAUCUCCACAUAGGGCUGGGGAUGUUCCUCCUGCCUGAAACCCUGGAGAGGCACUGCCAGGCAGUGUUGGCAGUACUGAUGGGCCAAAUGGUCUGGGUUGAUUUAAGGCUGCCUCCUAUUUUUCUGAUGUUUUAUGUUUCACUGUUUGGGCUAGGAAAAUCUCUUAGAACAGGCGUGGCCAACUCCCAAGAGACUGUGAUCUACUCACAGAGUUAAAAACUGGCAGUGAUCUACCCCCUUUUUGGGGGUUCAGGUCAAGGUUGUUAAACUUUUUCUAUGAAGGAAAGUCCUGUUUUUUUGGGUUCAGGUCAAAGUUGUUGAGCUUUUUAGGGAGGAGGAAAGCCCUGUUUUGGGGGGUUCAGGUCAAAGUUGUUGAGCUUUUUUUAGGGAGGAGGAAAGCCACAUUUUUGGGGGAUGCAGGGCAAAAAUGUUGAGCUUUUUUUAGGGGAGCUAAAGUUGUUGAGCUGCUUUGAGGGGAGCCAGUGAUCUACCACAGACGUCCAGCGAUCUACUGGUAGAUCACGAUCUACCUGUUGGACGUGCCUGUCUUAGAAGGUAGACCAGCUCCCUCCUUGUACAUGAUGGAUAUGUGUGUGUCUUUUGUUUCCUUUUUUAACGUCACCAUUCCUUAAGCCUUGUUAGCUUUAUUUGGGGAAGGCAUCAGGGUUAAAAUCCAAUCAGGUGCAUGCUUGCUAGGGGGUCAAACCACGAAGCAGAUGAAUCGCAGCCGAGUGAAGCUGGGCUGUUUUGAGGGUUGGGGAAUGGAAAGGAUCAUGGUGAUUUCUGCAUUGCUGAUGCCAGGCAAAACUGGACAGACACCACCCGUUUGCAAGUAUUUUUCUGCUGGGUGACGUCCUCUUGCCAAUACGUAUUUUUGUGUGACGGGCUCUUGCAUUACCUGUGUGGGAAGAUGCAACCUGUCACGGAGUUGGGCUAACAAAACUGACCAGUUUGUUUGUUUUUAAAAAGGAAGAUAAUGAAAUCUGUGGGAGGUAAACAAGGCCCAGUCAUUCAUCCUUUGCUAGCUUUCUUAUAGGAACUUGGCUAAAUACUUACACCUAUUGUGGCUCAGUUUGUUGUCAGAAAGGCUUAUAAGUCACCCUUGGCCAAACUAGUCCCCUUCACAUGUUUUAGACUACAAUACCCAUCAGCCCUGGUCAGCUUGCCCAAAACCUAUGGAGGGGACCAGCAUGGCAAAGGCUUGUAUAAGUGAUCCACAAGGCCUAAACCAGAUGCUUUUCUCAAACCUCUUAAAACUUGCCAUGAUUGGGAACACAGUGACUGGGAUUGCCACACUUAUUCUGUGGCUUACUGGUAAGUACACAUACCAUAAUUAUCUGAAACCCCAUGAGAUGAUGCUUUGAGUAUACAGUGGUGCCUCGCUUAACGAAUGCCCUGCUUAACGAAAUUUCCGCUUAACGAAAGGUUUUUUCUAGCGGAGGUUGCCUCGCUAGAUGAAUUCGUUUUACGAAAAAUUCGUCUAGCGAAUUGCGGUUUCCCAUAGGAAUGCAUUGAAAUUCAAUUAAUGCGUUCCUAUGGGCAAAAAAAAUAUUCAAAAAAAUUUCAAUGCAUUCCUAUGGGAUUCGCUAGACGAAUUUUUCGUUAUAAGAAAAGACCCAUGGAACGAAUUAAAUUCGUCUAGUGAGGCACCACUGUACCCUCUCUAACAGCUAGGGCUAGAAAUACCCUCUGGCCUUUGUUCUCUGUCUGGAUUUGCUCAUUGUAAACCGCCUUGUGAUCCUCGGAUGAAGGCCAGUAUAGAAAUUUAAUAAAUAAUAGUAAUUGCAUUCUGCCAAGGCACUCAAGGCUGUUUACAGUUGUAAAAUAUUAAACUGAGUAAUAUACAAGACGACCUCUUAGGCAGACUGAUGUUCCCUUCAGGAUUUGAUGGUAAUAUGCUCCCUGGCCUGGGCUUCUUUAACUUCUGUUUCCCUCCUUCUUAAGAAACUGCAGGGAACAUGAACCCUGGGAUCCCCAACAUGGUGCCUGUGGGCCCAGACACGUACACACCUCUUUGCACCCACAAAGGUCCCCUCCACCUCCCAUUUUUAUCCCUUUUAAAAAGUUGAGGUGGUUUGGGGUCUUGCCUGCUUUUCUGUUUGGUUGGGGGGGGGUUAUGUUUUUGCCUCUUUAGGAAAUGCAGUGACCAGCCUUGCCAGCCUUAUUCCAUGAAAUGGGUAUUGUGUGGUGCCCACAACAGUUUUUUGUUUUAAUUCCACAUGUGCCCCCCACCCCCGGGCUUCAAAAGGUUGAAGACGUGAGUUAACACUGUCCCUCUCAUAUCAGCCAGGAUUGGAUUCUAUGAAAUCAAGUUCCUAAGUCCAUUAACAACCUUCCUACCUGUUUUAUCCAUCCCAAAAAACUGUUACGAGAGUCUUGAAUGCUAUCCUAAUCAUCUUCUGCCUUAACUGAUGUUUGGCUUUUAAUAUAUAAUCUUCUGAAGUACAAAUUAUUGAGUGUGGAUUCCAGAUAUCCUUGUUGCCACAUUAUGGGUCUUGGGUUGGGCCUUCCUAACACAUAUUAAGAGGAUUCUCUCCCUGCCAUUCUUCCUCCUAAACGUCCCAGUUGGCAAUAAGGUGGUAUUUGACCUCCUUGCAGAACUUGUUUGAAAUGCAGAAUCUCAAUGUGGAGGCAAGUCUUGCCUUGAUGAUCACAGGUGACUGCAUCUGUUUGGUAGCCAUUAUGCAAAGGUGCUUAAAGAGCAACAAAAGUGCGUCCAGCUCUGUGUGACAACUUAUGCCUUUGGAGGAUCUGGUGUUUGCUUCUGUGGUGCAGAAGAGUGGUCUGCAACUGCUGCUGGUGUGUAACCCAUCCCUGUCUUAGUCCAUGCACUGUUGUGCCUUCAAAAAGCAAAGUUUGAAAUUAGGGGCUUGACUUGGGAAUGCAAACCAGUGGGUGUGAAUGGGGGGUGGGGUGGCUUGAUGACUCUCCUGUGAGUGUGUGUUGGGUUUUUUAACAUGUACACUGAGCUCUAAUCUGUAUAAAACUAUUUUAUGACGUCUCUU